Messenger RNA from Rhizophagus irregularis DAOM 181602=DAOM 197198, 1196 nucleotides. RefSeq lists its product as uncharacterized. NCBI's taxonomy places the organism in Eukaryota, Fungi, Glomeromycota, Glomeromycetes, Glomerales, Glomeraceae. The record is from RefSeq and is a predicted model, not a curated record.
CCAUUGGCAAUUAUGGUUUUAAUGUCUAUUCUGUCAUAUCGAAAAAAUAAGAAAAAUGCAGACCCAAAAUACCAUGAAAGUCUUGCCCAUACAGUUAAAGAUAUAAUUUUAGGAGUUAAUCAUUCAGAUCACUCCAAAGAUAGAAAAAAAGCCAAAAAAGUGGUCAAAGCUUUACAAAAUAAAACGGCUGCACAGGGUAUGAUAGAUGUAUUAAAAGCAAUGCCGGACCCAGACCUAAUUAUACCUUCAGUUGAAGUUACAGAAGUAGUAGUAGUAGAAGAAGAAACAACUUCAACAAAACCAUCCAAAUCAUCAGAUAAAAAUAACAAAGAAUCAUCCAUUAAAAAAAUAAAAAAAGAAAAGGUUACAAUCAAACCACCUUCAACUUCUUCUAUAAAACUUUUUCAGCCACCUUCAGAUAAUAUUUCAGCUUAUGUUUAUUGGUGGGGUUACGAAAUUUAUGUGCCGCAAAAAUGUAUGGGUAGAUUGGAUCAAGCUCAAAAUGUCAGUAACAGUUUUUUGGGAUUUAUACAAAUUAUAGCCGGAAAUGCUUCUGCUAUUUCUCCCUAUUUUGGUUUGAUUUCUGCUUGGGUUGGUUUACAAUUCACUGUAAUUAAAUCUCAAAAUGUUGGCCAUGGUGUUGUUUUGGCUGCUACUUGGGUUCUUCCCGUAGCUAUAGUUCCAAGGCCAUGGGAUGCUCCGCUUAAAGAAGUUAAAGAAGUAUGAACAAUUCCUUGACAUUAUUAUAUUCAACAAUUUUAAAUAUUGUUAAUUUUAUGUAGUUAUUUGAUUUUAUUAAUUUUGUUAUUUAUUAAUUGUAAUUAUAAUUCUUUUUUUUUUUUUGUAAUUUAUAAUAUAUUAACUUUAUUUCUUUAUUUCUCAAUAUUUGAUAUUUUAACGUGUUUGGCAUUAAUGCAAGUAUGCGCACAAAAUUUUUAAAAUUUUUUGCAGAUUCAAUUUAUGUAGUGAUUUUUUUGUAGCAUUUCUUAUUAUAUGUAAAGUAAAGCUUAACAUGGUAUGAUCGACUGUCGCAGUUUGCACUAUGCAAUCAUACAAUUUUUCCGCCUUAUUAUUUACGUCGUACAUUCAUUCUGACUUAAAAAUAAAUUUUCUAAAUUUAAAUAAGCUAGGAAAAUCUUAUACUAUUUUUGAGACCCUGCAUUUAGCCAUACUCCGUUUCAUCAUCAUAAUAAAAA